UAGCGCUCUGUCAAUGAGGAAUACACAACUGUCUAUCAUGUGACGCCAUAAAGGCCGGUUGCGACCGUUCCUUGAUUCCGAUUGGAUUACAUUUGACGUUGGAUUGUCAUUGGCGUGCUGAAACGUCCGUCAGAUCUAGCCCCGCCUUCAAGCGGGCCCGGCGCCGGUUGGUGGGUCCUCCUCCCCGCGGAGAGCGGCCGGCGGCUCGGCUCCCCCUCACCGGUUUACUUCCACCUUCGGGCAGCGUCCGAUUUCAGUCGACCGUCCACGCCACCCGCCCUUUGCCACCCACUCCUCGGGGUUGUGCUGGUGCGUUGGGCGUCCCAGCCGGUUUCCAUGGCAACCGGCGGCGGCGGCUGGGCGGAGGUGGCGCAGGGUUGCGGAAGGCCACGGCUCCUGGGCCCCGUCGCCUCUGCCCGGGUUACUGCCCGGCAUGGGGGCUGCGCAGCACUAUGGACCCGGCGGCCGGAGGUCGGGCUUGCCUGCUCCAGUUUUGGACAUAAAUGGGCCCCCAGUCUGUCUUCAAGGUCCUGCCAUGGAGCAAAAAGUGGUAAACUGAGAUCUUCAAGUCUGACCACCAUUGAGAGCUUACCAUGGGAAGUUCUACUGCAGAUCUUUACAUACCUAGAUGUUUCUUCCUUGUUGUGUGCAGGCUGUGUCAACAAAUCUUUCUACCAUGUGUCAAAUGACAAUUUAAUUUGGCACAGAAUCUACCGCAGCUGUUUUGUUUCCAAAAGCAAGGCUUGGAAACCCAAGGCUGUAGAUACAGCCACAGAGAAGCUGAGUAGAAUUUCUAUACAGGACAGUCCUCCAGGAUUUUGGAAGAAAGAAUAUAUACGCAAAUAUGCAGGUUCUGGCACAAGAGGAGUGGGGCUGUUGUUGAAAUCCAUUAACCAUUACACAGGAUUGCCAUCAAAAUUCAGAGAAGCAGUAAAAGCUCUUGGAAUUACCUGGAUGAUUGUUCUUCGUGAAAGAACGGGGAAAGAACAUGUCCAGGAACAGAGUAAGGCCUGCUUCAGUGACACAUCUGCUACUUUGUGUUGGAACGAUGCAGUAUGGCCUCCUCGGUCUAGCCUCAAGGCACUCUGUGUGUAUGGAGUCACACCAUUAUUUCCCCCAAGUAAAACCCCCACAAAGCAUGGACCUCACCGGCGAUCCCUACUUGCAGAAUAUGACUUAACAACUCUGGAAGAGUCCAGUACGUUUAUUGGUGGUGACAAACUUAUUAAGUUGAGAUGCUUAUACCCUGGCCUGUUGUUGGGAUGCUGGCAAGAAGAUGGGGAAUUGGCUGUUAUUGUUGCAAAUCUUCAUUUCCAUCAACUCAUUGAGAAGAGCAUGUUGGGAUCAGUUACCUGCCCAUAUAGGCCACCACCUCAUGAGCCAGUGCCGGAUGAUAUUGUCUCAGAAUAUGGGCUACUUGGCUAUCAUUGCCAUAUUGCGUUGCAUAAUGGGAAAAGUUCCUACAUGUCUGGUAGCUUUCAUAACCUGUUCUGUAGAAAAGAAUAUAUCCAGAAUGGCUUCUUGCAAAUAAUGGUCAUAAGUUUAGAGAAUGAAUCCCAGCACAGCACCAUCAGUGGAGGUAUCUACAUUCCUUGGAAUACAGAGUUCCUCAAAGGAAAAAUACAGCAUUGUUGCCUGAUGGAUGUGACUGUUUUGGAUGAAGCAGAAAAGCCAUUCUGGUGUGUAAGCUCACCUGUGGCUUUGCAGUCCAUUUCUACACCUGAUACAAGAUAUAACUAUCUGGGCAAGAGGCAGACAAUUGACUACAAGGAUCCUGAAGGAAAAGUUCAUGUGGAACUAACGUGGUUGGAAGAACAACAACAAUAUUACAUAGUCAAUUUUGUCCUUUACCUCAGUGUUAGAAAAGUAAAUGCCUGGUUUGCAACAGAUUAUUAAUUCUCUACAUUAAUAUCUAUAUCGUAACCUUCAGAAAACAUUUGUUCCCUGUACACAAACAAGGAGCAACAUGUGUGAAUCAUAAUGCUGUAUUACUUGAGGGCUUCCAAUAAUAAACAUUGUUUUGAAAAUCUUGUUUGAUUAUGACCCUAGUUAUUGGAUUUUAGCCUCAGAUACCCUCCUUCCUGAUGGGUUACUUUACUUUAAAAACAUUUUACUUGAGGCUUACUGAGAUUGAUUAGUUGCUUAUUUACACUUGGUAAUACUUUUUCCACUGUAGGGAAUGAUUGUCUGCCUUAACUUCAUUCUCUUAACAAAGUUAUAACCCCAUUUGAAAGGACCCUGGUUCUCUUUCAGGGUUGAGCUGCUGCAUUUCCUUGCAUCUGUGCUAGUGUCAGGAAAGAAGGACAGCUUGCUUUGCUUUUCCAAAAUUAGGGUGAUGCUGGUGAUCUUGCUUCAAUGCAUCACUUGCACAGAAGAAGUCUUGCUACAUCAGCCUGUUUUCAACAAAAGAUUAAUGUUAUGAAGCGAUGAAAGUAUAUUUGAAUAUAUUUCCUCUUGUCAUUGUGCAGACUGGCACAUUAGAAAUGACCUUGUGCAAUGACACUUUUGUUAAAUGGCAUGACACUUAGCGUCAUUAAUGAGGUAAAUGGGUUAAUUUGUGAUGCUGAUGAAAUGUUCCAGUAGCUCAAUUGAAAAUGUUUUGAAUGGUGCUCUUGUUUUCUAAAUUUUGAAACAAGUGUGUGUGUAUGAGAACAAAAGUUUAAAUAUUAAAUCAUCCUAAUUUCAGAGUCUGCUAAACUGGACCUUGUUUUAUUUUUAAUACCCAGGAUAUAGGAUGUCUCUACUGGGUACCACUGAGCGUAAUAAUUAAAGUCUAGAAGUUGCCUUAGUGCCUCAGGGCUACCAUAAAGCUACCUGAGCCAUAUUCCAAGGUUUACAAAUUAUUUGAAUAUCUGCAUGAAGGUGUGAUUUGCAUGUUGGAUUUUUGUUCUAUCGUAUAAAUCGAGAAAAGAAGUUCCAUUAUGCAUGAAAAGCUGCUGCAGUGUAAUUGUGUCAUUCAUUCUUUUGUCUGUAUACAAAAAGUUGCUGUAACCUUGCCAUUUUCUAACUCAGCUGUUUUCUGUGAAACUCUGGUUACAUCAAGCAACUCAUAUUAUAAGGAUAUAGAAAAUCCACAGAUUGUAUUGAUAUGUGGGAAAGAACUUUGAAUAAAAGACACUUCAAAGAUUUUUUAAAAAAAUAUAUUUUUAUCAUUCUUUGUAUAUAUAUUCCUUUGUAGUGCAGCUACAGCCAUGCAAAAUUGUUGAUCUGCUGAGCAGGAAACUCAGCCACUGACAUGGGUGAUUUCCUCCUCCUCCCUGCAACUAACCAACCAACCCUUGGGGAAACAAAAUGCUUUCUUGUAGGGACUGAAACUGCUGGAAAGAGGGGGGAAAACUGCUUGAGUUGCAGCUUGGAUCCUACUACUAGUUGGUACACCUGGUCUUUUGAAUAUUGUUGAUUCUCCUGUUUGGGAUUGUUGGACUGCAUAUUUCUUGUAAAUCCCAUUGUGUCAAACUGGCUGUGGGGGAAAUAGGGGCUUUGUCUUGAAAGACCCAUAGAAUCUUGACAAAAAUAUAUCUUCAUGAUGUAUUUCAAAGCCCAUCUGCUAAAUUAAUGUUCAGUUCUGUGUAUUUAGUUCACAACAGUCAAAUUGAACCUAGGUGUAUAAAAUAACAUAGUUCGCAACAUAAAUUGUUAUGUUUGUACUUUGCUUUCGUCUUGAGGCAAUUCUACUUCAGUUUAAUUCUGUUGUCCAUCAUCUUGAUUAUAUUCUGAAUCAUGCAAGAAAUGUUAUAUUUUGUUUAUAUUUUGUCCUCUCUAAGCAGAGUGGAAUUGUUCCCAUUUGAAUGUAACUUGAGGAUUUUGUUGUAAUUCAUUAUUCUUUAUAGUAAAAAGAAAUAAAAAUAAUUGGA
Molecule: messenger RNA, 3854 nt
Organism: Pristis pectinata (smalltooth sawfish)
Lineage: Eukaryota; Metazoa; Chordata; Chondrichthyes; Rhinopristiformes; Pristidae
Gene: fbxo15
Product: F-box protein 15
Exons: 10
Coding region: 337-1896 (519 amino acids)
Molecular function (GO): protein binding
Source: RefSeq, a predicted model, not a curated record